Molecule: messenger RNA, 2100 nt
Organism: Trichoderma gamsii
Lineage: Eukaryota; Fungi; Ascomycota; Sordariomycetes; Hypocreales; Hypocreaceae
Product: vacuolar protein sorting-associated protein 1
Exons: 6
Coding region: 1-2100 (699 amino acids)
Biological process (GO): peroxisome organization
Cellular component (GO): microtubule; peroxisome; membrane
Molecular function (GO): GTPase activity; microtubule binding; GTP binding
Source: RefSeq, a predicted model, not a curated record
AUGAGCACGCCCGGGUCUUCACUCGCCCAGUCGGGAGGCAUUACCGAUCCCGCCCUGAUCCAGCUCGUCAACAAGCUUCAGGAUGUUUUCGCAACCGUCGGCGUCAACAACCCCAUUGAUCUCCCCCAGAUCGCCGUCGUCGGCAGUCAGUCCAGCGGCAAGAGUUCGGUGCUGGAGAACAUCGUCGGCCGUGACUUCCUCCCCCGAGGUACCGGUAUUGUCACGCGUCGUCCUCUCGUUCUUCAACUCAUCAACCGCCCCGCCCAGACAAACGGCGUCAGCCAUGAUGAAAUCGAAGCUGGCAACGACAAAGCCGCCAACGUAGACGAGUGGGGCGAGUUCCUUCACUUGCCUGGACAGAAAUUCUACGACUUUGGAAAAAUCAGAGACGAAAUUUCCAGAGAAACCGAGGCCAAGGUCGGACGAAAUGCGGGAAUCUCCCCAGCCCCCAUCAACUUGCGCAUCUACUCCCCCAACGUCCUGACCUUGACCUUGGUUGAUUUGCCAGGUCUGACAAAGGUUCCCGUUGGUGACCAGCCCCGUGAUAUUGAGCGCCAGAUCCGCGACAUGGUUCUCAAGUACAUCUCAAAGUCAAAUGCCAUCAUCUUGGCUGUCACGGCCGCCAACAUCGAUCUGGCCAACUCCGAUGGCUUGAAGCUGGCACGCGAGGUUGACCCCGAGGGUCAGCGAACCAUUGGUGUUCUCACCAAGGUCGAUUUGAUGGAAGAGGGCACCGACGUCAUUGACAUUUUGUCCAACCGUAUCAUUCCGCUGCGUCUGGGCUACGUUCCCGUGGUCAACCGAGGACAGCGAGACAUUGAUAACAAAAAGGCCAUUGGCGCCGCCCUGGAGGCAGAGAAGAACUAUUUCGACAACCACAACGCAUACCGCAACAAGAGCUCCUACUGCGGCACUCCCUACCUUGCUCGCAAACUCAACCUCAUCCUGAUGAUGCAUAUCAAGCAGACACUUCCGGAUAUCAAGGCGCGAAUUUCGAGCUCCCUGCAAAAGUACAGUGCCGAGUUGGAAAGCUUGGGCCCCUCGAUGCUUGGCAACAGCUCCAACAUUGUCCUGAACGUCAUUACCGAGUUCACCAACGAAUGGCGCACAGUUUUGGACGGCAACAACACUGAGCUCUCCAGCAGCGAACUGUCUGGUGGUGCCCGUAUCAGCUUCGUUUUCCAUGAACUCUACUCCAACGGUGUCAAGGCCCUCGAUCCGUUUGACGUUGUCAAGGAUCUUGAUAUCCGAACCUACCUGUACAACUCAUCUGGUCCUUCUCCCGCACUGUUUGUCGGCACGACGGCUUUUGAGCUUAUUGUCAAGCAGCAGAUCAAGCGAAUGGAAGACCCCAGUCUAAAGUGCGUGUCGCUGGUUUACGACGAGUUGGUGCGAAUUCUGUCACAGCUGCUCUCCAAGCAGCUCUACCGCCGGUAUCCUUCACUGAAGGAGAAGAUGCACAGCACCGUUGUUUCUUUCUUCAAGAAGGCCAUGGAGCCUACCAACAAGCUCGUCCGAGAUUUGGUCUCCAUGGAGGCGUGCUACAUUAACACAGCUCAUCCUGACUUUUUGAACGGCCACCGCGCUAUGGCCAUUGUCAAUGAGCGUCACAACCCAAAGCCUGUUCAGGUGGACCCCAAGACCGGCAAGCCACUGACUGGCACUCCUGGCCGAGCUGGCAGCCCAACAGUCCCAGAGACUGAUCCAAGCGCCAAUGGAGGAUUCUUUGGAAGCUUUUUCGCCGCGAAGAACAAGAAGAAGGCCGCAUCGAUGGAGCCGCCGCCACCAACCCUCAAGGCUUCAGGCACUCUAUCAGAGCGUGAGGUGAUUGAAGUUGAGGUUAUCAAGUUGCUCAUCUCAUCCUACUACAACAUUGUCAAGCGAACCAUGGCUGACAUGGUUCCCAAGGCCAUCAUGUUCAAUCUUGUCCAGCUCACAAAAGAUGGCAUGCAGCGAGAAUUGCUAGAGAACAUGUACAAGAACGACAGCAUCGACGACUUGCUCAAGGAAAGCGACUUCACCAUCCGCAGGCGGAAAGAGUGUCAGCAGAUGGUUGAAUCCCUUGGCAAAGCUAACGAGAUUGUCAGCCAAGUGCAGUAG